Caenorhabditis briggsae is the source of this 4047-nucleotide messenger RNA. Gene Ontology annotation, biological process: transmembrane transport. Gene Ontology annotation, cellular component: membrane. Gene Ontology annotation, molecular function: ABC-type transporter activity; ATP binding; ATP hydrolysis activity. The coding region runs from base 1 to 4047 and encodes 1348 amino acids. The record is from RefSeq and is a predicted model, not a curated record. NCBI's taxonomy places the organism in Eukaryota, Metazoa, Nematoda, Chromadorea, Rhabditida, Rhabditidae. The transcript is spliced from 10 exons.
AUGUUCCCUGUUGCUGAUCCACCUCGAGCGGGACCUGAAAAUACUGGGAAAAUUUCCAGACGAAGUACUAUCCGUGCUGCGCCUGCAUUAGCUGUAUCUGAACCAAAACCAACGUCUGCUCCAAUCGAAUUCAUUGAUGAUGAUGAGAUUCGAAAAGAUUAUCAACCUUCCUGCUUUGAUAGAUUUGUAGAUUAUAUUCUCUGCAGGGGGGACGUUGCCAAACAAACCUAUGAAAGUCGCCCCGUUUCGAUUUUUGGACUUUUUCGAUAUGGAAAAGCAUUCGAUCAUUUUCUCCUGUUUAUUGGUAUCAUAUGUGCUAUAAUAUCAGGAAUUUCUCAACCAGUGUUGACUAUUAUUGCUGGCCGCGUCACUAAUGCUCUUCUUGUGUACGCACCUCACACAAAACAGUUUCGGAACAAGGCAACCGAGAAUGUUUACAUUUUUCUUGGCAUUGGUAUUUUUGUGACAAUCACAAACUACAUUCAGUACAUGUGUUUCCAACAUUGCUGCUCGAGGAUUAUGGCGCAGAUGAGGCAUCGAUAUGUGUACUCAGUGCUCCGACAAAAUGCUGGAUGGUUUGAUAAGAACCACUCUGGAACAAUUGCAACAAAGUUAAACGAUAGCAUGGAAAGAAUCAGAGAAGGAAUCGGAGACAAAUUGGGUGUUCUAAUUCGUGGAGUUGCUAUGCUGCUUGCUUCCAUUGUUGUUGCAUAUAUCUAUGAAUGGAGAUUAGCUUGUAUGAUGUUGGGAGUGGCUCCAACUUGCGUGGGAUGUAUGUCCCUUAUGGCUAGACAAAUGACAGCAACAACAGUAAAAGAGCUUGGAGGUGUUGAAAAGGCUGGAUCGAUUGCAGAAGAGUCGUUGAUGGGUGUUCGAACUGUGCAAGCAUUCAAUGGACAGGAAGAAAUGGUGGAACGAUAUCGAGUAGAAUUGAAUAAAGGAAGAAAGUUUGCAAUAUGGAAAGGAUUUUGGAGUGGAUUAUAUGGAGGCCUCUUUUUCUUCUGGCUAUUUGCAUUCCAAGGAUGUGGUUUUCUCUAUGGAGCGUAUCUUCUCAAAAUUGGAAUUAUCACUUCACCAGGAGAUGUGUUCAUUAUUGUAAUGGCAAUGCUUUUGGGAUCAUACUUUUUGGGUUUAAUCUCUCCUCACUUAAUGGUCCUACUCAAUGCUCGAGUUGCUGCAGCAUCAAUUUAUGAAACUAUCGAACGAGUUCCAAAAAUAGAUCCAUAUUCGAAGAAAGGACGAUUUUUGGAUAAAGUCAUUGGUAGAGUGAAAUUUGAGAAUGUUCAUUUCCGAUAUCCCACUAGAAAAGACGCAAAGAUUCUAAACGGAUUGAACCUCACCAUCGAACCGGGAACAUCCGUUGCUCUCGUCGGACACUCUGGUUGCGGAAAGUCAACAUCUGUCGGAUUGCUGACAAGACUUUAUGAACCGGAAACUGGUAAUGUGACGAUUGAUGGUACUGACGUGAGAGAGUUGAACAUUGACUACCUGCGAAAUGUGGUUGGAAUUGUUCAACAAGAGCCAAUACUGUUUAAUGACACUAUUCAUAAUAAUCUUCUUCUGGGGAACCCAAAUGCAAAGAGAGAAAAGAUGAUUGAGGUCUGCAAGAUGGCUAAUGCGCAUGAUUUUAUUGAAAAAAUGCCAAAAGGAUACGACACACUGAUUGGAGAUGGUGGAGUACAACUAUCUGGAGGACAAAAGCAACGUGUCGCGAUUGCCAGAACUCUUAUUCGUGAUCCCAAAGUAUUACUUCUCGAUGAGGCCACAUCUGCUCUGGAUGCUCAAUCUGAAAGUGUUGUUCAAUCAGCUCUAAAUAACGCUUCGAAAGGAAGAACUACAAUCAUGAUUGCUCAUAGACUUUCUACUAUCCGUGAAGCAGAUAUGAUAGUUUUCUUCGAGAAAGGAGUUAUUGUAGAAGCUGGAAACCAUGCAGAGCUAGUUCGUCUUGAAGGGAGAUAUUAUGAUUUAGUGAAGGCACAAGCAUUCAAACCUGACGAUAAUCCAAUUUCUCAAUAUGAUGAAAUAGCGGAAGAUAUUGAUUUGGGACCAUCUGCAACUGCUAUCCACUCUCGUCAGUCUUCGUUCACUAGUUCCAUCAGAAGCAGAAUAUCAGGAGCAGAAGCAUUCAGGCGCGGAACACUUGGAGCUGAUUCGUUUGCCGGAGGUAGAUCAUCUGCAAGAGCUGAUGCUGAAAAUGCUGCAUUUGCUGAGGAAGUGGCAAAAGUUAUGGAACAAGAUGGACAAAUCAGUGCUGGUUUCCUGGAUAUUUUCAAAAAUGCACAUGGAAACUACACUGUUAUGUUGUUGGGAUUUGUUACUGGAUUGAUCAGAGGAUUAGAAUUGACAGCGUUCGCUCUUUUGUUUGGUUGGGUUUUUGAAGGAUUCCAGUAUCUGACUGUGGACAAUGGAAAAAUGAUGCAUCGUAUGGCAAUGGCGGUUAUUGCAUACGGAUGUUCAGGUUUUGGAUGUUUUGUGUCUCAAUUUCUAAGUUCUGUAUUCUUUGCAAUUGUAUCCGAAAAUCUUGCCCUACGUUUCCGAGUAAUGUCAUUCCGCAAUUUACUCUACCAAGAUGCAUCAUUUUUUGACAAUCCUGCACAUGCACCAGGAAAACUCAUCACUCGACUAGCGACAGAUGCUCCGAACUGCAAAACUGUAGUAGAUUCACGAAUGCUUCAAGUUCUCUAUGCCCUCUCGGCAAUUAUUGCGAACAUCGCAAUUGCAUUUAUCUACUGCUGGUAUCUUGCAAUUCUGGGAACAGCUUUAAUUAUUCUUUUGGCCGUCACCAUGUGUGGAUUGGCUUACAAAAUUUCUCUGUUGAAUAUGAAACAAAUUCAAGAUGAUGAAGCAGGAAGAAUUGCGAUUGAAAUCAUCGAGAAUGUGAAAACAAUUCAAUUAUUGACUAGAUGUGAUCACUUCUUUGAGCGUUAUCAGAAAUCGUCAAAAUCUCAAAAAAGAAGCGAAUUGAAGAAAGGACUCAUUGAAGCUGUCAAUUAUACAAUCACUCAAUCUUUCAUGUACUACAUGAUGUGUUUCUGUUUUGCUCUUGGCAUCAGAUUGAUAUAUCAAGGCAACAAAUCUUCCCAAGACGUUUUUCAAGGAAACAUUGCCAUGCUACUGACUGCAAUGGGUGUGAUGAACUCUGCUCAGUACUUCCCAGAAUUUGUCAAGGCGAAGACUGCAUCUGGGUUGCUUUUCAAUAUCAUUUACCGUAAACCAAGAACCGGAGAUCUGAUGGAAGGAACAUGUCCCGAGGUCAGAGGAAAUAUCUUAUUCGAAGAUGUCAAAUUCUCAUAUCCCCAACGUCCCCACCAGCCUAUCAUGAAGGGACUCCAAUGGACGGCUCUUCGAGGACAAACAGUUGCUCUUGUUGGACCAUCCGGCUCUGGAAAAAGUACAUGUAUUGGAAUGUUAGAAAGAUUCUAUGACGUCACUGGAGGAGUCCUUCGAAUCGAUGGACAGGACAUCAGAGGUCUCUCGUUGUUCCAUCUCAGAACACAAAUGGCACUAGUAGGUCAAGAGCCCAGACUGUUUGCCGGCACCAUCAAAGAAAACAUUUGUCUUGGGUUGGAAAACGUGAGAAACCUAAUCCACAUGUCAAACAAAAAUAUUUAUGUUACCAAUGUUCAGGUGUCAAUGGAAAAGAUUAAUCACGCGUUGGAGCUGGCAAAUGCGAAUCGGUUUUUGUCUAAUCUUCCAGCUGGUAUUGAGACUGAUGUCGGAGAAAAAGGAUCGAAAUUGUCUGGUGGCCAGAAACAAAGAAUUGCUAUUGCUAGAGCACUGGUUAGAGAUCCUAAGAUUCUUCUUCUAGAUGAAGCCACAUCUGCGCUGGAUUCAGAAUCAGAAAAGGCAGUUCAAGAAGCGCUGGAUAGAGCUAGAGAGGGCCGAACUUGCAUCACCAUUGCUCAUCGAUUAUCUUCGAUUCAAAAUUCGGAUGUCAUAGUGUAUAUAGAAAAUGGGAGGGUGCAAGAAGCCGGAAAUCAUAAGCAACUAAUGGCAAAGAAGGGAAAAUACUACGAGCUAAUUCAAAAACAAGAUUUGGGAAUUUGA